Messenger RNA from Polypterus senegalus (gray bichir), 492 nucleotides. It is a transcript of the gene atp5mg, whose product is annotated as ATP synthase, H+ transporting, mitochondrial F0 complex, subunit g. Gene Ontology annotation, biological process: proton motive force-driven ATP synthesis. NCBI's taxonomy places the organism in Eukaryota, Metazoa, Chordata, Cladistia, Polypteriformes, Polypteridae. Bases 90 to 413 code for a protein of 107 amino acids. The record is from RefSeq and is a predicted model, not a curated record. Gene Ontology annotation, molecular function: proton transmembrane transporter activity. The transcript has 3 exons.
CGGCUAUCUGGGGUCCUACCUAACGGAGGUGACAUUCAGCAGCAGAAGGCCGGGAGGAAAGCCGCAGUGACUGAAAAGAGGCAUCUGCAAUGGCACAGGCGGCACAGAAAUUCGUUCAGUCCGUCGUAACUAAGACUCCGAAACUAAUUAAUGCUACUGUCGCUUACUCAAGACCACGCUUGGCAACAUUUUGGCAUUACGCCAGGGUGGAGCUGGUGCCACCUACUCCAGCAGAAAUUCCUAAGGCCAUCGAAAGCGCCAAGGGACUAGUCCGAGCAUUUCAGGCUGGCCGACUUUCCCAGGUCACAGUGCGGGAAGCCAUAAGGAAUGGACUGGUUGCCACAGAGAUCCUCAUGUGGUUCUACAUUGGAGAGGUCAUUGGAAGGGGAAGCCUGAUUGGCUACAAUGUGUGAUCAGGGUCCCCGUCCCGUUGUGUGUUUUGUACAUCCUGUAACCAGCAGUUAUGGUGUUAUUAAACAGAAUAUGUCCUGA